This is a messenger RNA of Galeopterus variegatus (Sunda flying lemur), 429 nucleotides long. Its product is annotated as myosin-binding protein C, slow-type-like. The record is from RefSeq and is a predicted model, not a curated record. The annotation marks the transcript as partial. The transcript has 3 exons. Gene Ontology annotation, molecular function: protein binding. Lineage: Eukaryota; Metazoa; Chordata; Mammalia; Dermoptera; Cynocephalidae.
ACAUCCCCGACCCUCCAGUGGCACCGAACGUGACGGAUGUGGGAGAUGAUUGGUGUAUCAUGAAUUGGGAGCCUCCUGUCUAUGAUGGAGGGUCUCCAAUCUUAGGAUACUUUAUUGAGAGGAAAAAGAAACAAAGCUCCAGGUGGAUGAGACUGAAUUUUGAUCUCUGCAAAGAAACAACUUUUGAGCCCAAGAAGAUGAUUGAAGGCGUGGCCUAUGAGGUCCGCAUCUUUGCAGUCAAUGCCGUGGGCAUCUCCAAGCCCAGCAUGCCCUCCAAGCCUUUUGUUCCUUUGGCUGUAACCAGCCCUCCUACUCUUCUGGCUGUUGACUCUAUAACUGACACAACUGUCACAAUGAAGUGGCGGCCCCCAGACCAGAUUGGUGCAGCAGGUUUAGACGGCUAUGUGCUAGAGUAUUGCUUUGAAGGAU